AUAUCGCAUCGUUAUUCGCGCGCGUCAUUCCUCUGUGCGCACAGCUGUUGAAGUGGUUGAAGUUCAUUACUUUCGAGAUUGCGCCGAUUGCGCCGGAUAAUUGUUCCACGUAUACAAUACUGCUCCGGUAGGGCUGCAAAUGGAUCCUAGAACUAAGGAAAUAUGUGCCGUUCUGAAAACGUACCCCGACUUUCCGAAGAAAGGUAUCUUAUUUUGUGACAUAAUGCCAAUAUUUCAAACGCCGGAUCUUUUUCGCAAGAUGGUGGACCUGUUUGCCGAGCAUGUACGCAAGUCUGUGCCCAAUGUUCAAGUCAUUGCCGGCCUUGAGGCGCGAGGUUUUCUUGUGGGACCUGCUUUGGCAUUGGCUCUAAAUGUGCCAUUUGUGCCCAUUCGGAAGGCAGGAAAGCUACCUGGAAAGGUCAAGUCUCAGGCAUACUCUUUAGAGUAUGGAGAGGACAAGUUGGAAGUGCAGCUUGAAAGUAUAACCCCUGGGCAGAACAUUGUCAUCAUAGAUGACCUCUUGGCCACAGGUGGGAGCAUGCAAGCUGCAGUCAAUUUAAUCGAGGGUGCUGGAGCCAAUGUAGCCCUGUGCAUUGUCAUUGUGGAAAUUGAAGAGCUCCGUGGUCGUCAAAAGUUGGAUGUUCCUGUCUUCUCCCUCAUUCCUUUCUCCGCAGCAGUGAAGAAGUAGGAGGUUGCUUUACUGCAGCAGUGAAGAGACGACAAAGUGCAAUUACUGAAUUUUUAAGCUGCUAUGAGUUGUUAGGUUGUCAAUUUUAUGAAAUAAAGUAUUUAAAGGAUCUUAGUUAUUACAAUAAUAUACAAAUGUUUCAAGCUUACAUCACUGUGCUUCCAUAUACAAACUGAGAGGUGCAUGUUAUAUAAAAAUAAGCAUUCUAGAAAUUUUUUGCAUGCUUCCUUGAGUUGGUAAAGAGAGAAAAGUGGAAGUUUCCUUGACUGUGAAAACCUCUCUUUAAGGCCUCGAUGCUUAGUUCACUUACUGCCAUUUGUCAGAUUGCAAUUGCACAAGAGUGUUUCUAAUUUUGAUGAUAAAGGCAAAGAAAAUAGUUGCAAUAAUAUUUUUUUAUUAUUCUUUUAGCUCAUCAGCCUUAAAUUUGCUACAAUUGUCAAUGGUGCCCCUUCUUAUAUAGUUUCCUUCAGAAACAACUUUUACAGCUUAAAACUGUGCAUCGUCAUUGUAGAAAUUGAAGAGCUCCAUAGUAGUCAAAAGUUGGAUGUUCCUAUCUUCUUCCUCAUUCCUUUCUGUGCAGCAGUGAAGUAGGAGGUUGCUUUACUGCAGCAGUGUUUGCAGCCAUUACGAUUUUGAUAAUGUCAUUUUUUAAAAUAAAAGUUCUAUUUUGCAUUCUGGA
Molecule: messenger RNA, 1367 nt
Organism: Rhipicephalus sanguineus (brown dog tick)
Lineage: Eukaryota; Metazoa; Arthropoda; Arachnida; Ixodida; Ixodidae
Gene: Aprt
Exons: 4
Coding region: 140-688 (182 amino acids)
Biological process (GO): AMP salvage; adenine salvage
Cellular component (GO): cytoplasm
Molecular function (GO): adenine binding; adenine phosphoribosyltransferase activity; AMP binding
Source: RefSeq, a predicted model, not a curated record